AUGCCCGCCCAGUUCGUCUUUUUUCUGCCUUCUUCUCCCUUGGUCUCCUCCAGACUCCAGUCUCCCAGUCCUGGUCCGAUGGGCGGAAAGGAAACCCCACCUCCUCCCACUCCUCCUCCCGGCCACCCACAGGGGUCCAGUUGCAUUCGGCACCCAGGAACCCACAGCGCGGAUGGACCUUCAGAGAUGAGGGAACCUGGCACGACUGGUUACCUCUCCGGAGAACAUGCCCACCAACAUUUACUGGUGCUGGACUUUUCCGUAGACCAGGCAAGGCGGCCAACACGCAGGAAACCUCCCAUUCGGGAGAUCAAAUGCGCUUCCGCUGGCGAUGCCAAGCAGUUGGGCCCUCGAGUGGCUUGA
Molecule: messenger RNA, 363 nt
Organism: Colletotrichum godetiae
Lineage: Eukaryota; Fungi; Ascomycota; Sordariomycetes; Glomerellales; Glomerellaceae
Exons: 1
Coding region: 1-363 (120 amino acids)
Source: RefSeq, a predicted model, not a curated record